Molecule: messenger RNA, 1083 nt
Organism: Zygosaccharomyces rouxii
Lineage: Eukaryota; Fungi; Ascomycota; Saccharomycetes; Saccharomycetales; Saccharomycetaceae
Gene: FDO1
Product: Fdo1p
Exons: 1
Coding region: 1-1083 (360 amino acids)
Source: RefSeq, a predicted model, not a curated record
AUGGUGGAUACUUCAACGACUACAAAUGAUAAUACUAGAGACAUUUCAACGUCUUCACAAACUUCAUUUCAUUGGGAAAACGAAAACGAGAAUGGCGUCAGUAAUGAAGAGCUACAAAUGGCUAUAGCUAGUGGGAUGAAAUUAAUGCGGGUAUUUGAACAACAAGAUAGUGAAAAUGAGACGAGUAGUAGUAAUUUACAGGACCAAGAAAAUUCAAAACAAGUAUUAAAUGGAAUCCUAGAUGCCAAAUAUGAUAAAUUUAUUCCACCCAGAGAUAUUAACGCUGUUGUAAGUUCAUUAAUUCACGUUUUAAAUCAAAGCGUUAGACAAAAUCAACAGUUAAAAUUGAAGAAUAUGAUUCUUAAAUCUAAUAGUGGUGAUGUUCAAUCGAGAUAUGAAGUGGAAGAAAAUUUAAAGAAGCAGCAAUUUGAAAGGAAGAAAUGUCAAUUGUUUUUAGAGAGGGAACAUUUAAUUAAAAGAAUACAGACUAAAGAUGGUAAGGUGGCUAAAUAUAAAAAUAAAAUUAUUGAAAAGAACAGAGAGAUUAAUAGACUGAUGAGAAUUUUAAAUGAACAUUCCAUUUCGGAUACUCCAAAAAUUAAUGAUGAUAAUAGUAAUAAUAAUAACAAGAAUAAUAAUAAUAGUAAGAAUCAAAAUAGUAAUAAUAGCGCACCUAAUAGGGUUUUGAAGCCAAGCUCUGCAUCAAAUACACCGACGGCGGUAUCAUCAACGUCGAACAAGGAAAAGGCAUCAGAUAUGUUAAGAACUUUAGGCAUGUUAGCGUCACAAGUAUUAAAUGAUGAAGUUGAUGAAGAUUCCGCAAAUCAAACAACUAUACAGGCGAAUAAUAGUGGCUUGAAGGGGCCUGCGGAUUGCAAUACGACCGAACCUGAAAUAUUACAUAGUCCAAAUGUCAGUGUGGCGAUUCCCAAUUCAGAAUCUAUAAAUGGUCAAUCCGGUGAACCAAGAUCUACAUCGACGGGGAAUGGUAAUCACAGUAACUUUCUAAAGCAAUUACCGAUCCAAAUGCCAAAAAUGAAACGGUUUAGUACCGUAGAUGGUACUGUUAAAGAUAUUGAAUAG